AAGGUGUACUUGAAGAAAAGGAAUAAUACUAAUUCUUGCAAAUUCAAGAAAAUUCUGAUCAUCCAUCUCUAGCUGAGAUAUUUUGGAGAAGGGUUAGUGUUUUUUUCUUUUUUUCUCUCCCAAAAGAAAAGGAGAGAAAAAAAAAAAGGAAGAAAGAUAGCCCUUUGCUUAGCAACUUCACUAAAGCUUUGAUAUAUGUAUUGCCAAUGAUUUGUUGCAUAUAAAGAGAGAAGAAGAAGAAGAGAUUUGUUUAAUGAUGGUGCGAGCAUUAGAACGUGAACAAAGCAUGCAAAAAUCGAAAUCCUUCCAUUUAAGAAAAAUGUUUGAUAUUCCAGGAAAACAUAUCCAGAGUUUGAUUCUUGACAAUGGAAAUGAUGGAGUUGUGAGUAGUAAUAUUAGUGUUGAUGAAAGGACGCAAUCAAGAAAUGGUUUGCCUAAGGUAGGAGAACGCCUUGUUGAUUCCCAGUAUAUUGGAAGUCCUCUUAAUCGUCCCCGUCCUGAUGCAGCAGCUAAAUCACCAAGCCCCCGAGACAAGGCUCCCUCAGACAUAGAUAUGAUGAAGGAAAAGUUUGCAAAGUUGCUUUUGGGUGAAGAUAUGUCGGGUGGUGGGAAAGGUGUUUCCUCAGCCUUGGCUUUGUCAAAUGCAAUCACAAAUCUUGCUGCAUCUGUUUUUGGAGAACAAAAGAGAUUAGAGCCCAUGUCCCCAGAGACAAAAAUAAGGUGGAGAAAAGAAAUCGAUUGGCUUUUAUCAGUAACCGAUCACAUUGUUGAGUUUGUUCCAUCACAACAAUCUAAUAAUGGAAUCAAUAUGGAGAUCAUGACAACACGACAAAGAAGUGAUCUGCUCAUGAACAUUCCCGCUCUACGCAAGCUUGAUACCAUCCUCAUUGACCAACUAGAUCAAUUUGGAAAUCAGAAUGAAUUCUGGUAUGUGUCCAAGGAUAGCGAUGAAUCAGAGCAAGAAACCCCACCAAGAAAUGAUGACAAAUGGUGGAUUCCCACCGUUAAGGUUCCUCCAGAGGGGCUAUCAGAGGUGACACGAAGAUGGAUCCAAUUCCAGAAGGACUCUGUUAAUCAAGUACUUAAAGCAGCCAUGGCAAUAAAUGCUCAGGUGCUAUCAGAAAUGGAGAUUCCUGAAAACUACAUUGAAUCCCUUCCCAAGAAUGGAAAAACAAGCCUUGGAGAUUCAAUCUACAAAAGCAUAACAGUAGAGUAUUUUGAUCCUGAGCAAUUCCUGUCAACCAUGGACUUGUCAACCGAGCACAAAGUGCUUGAUCUCAAGAAUAGGAUUGAGGCGUCUAUUGUGAUUUGGCAGAGAAAGAUGAACCAAAAGGAUGGAAAGUCUUCUUGGGGAUCAGGUGUGAGCUUAGAGAAGAGAGAACUCUUUGAAGAGAGAGCAGAAACCAUCUUACUCAUUCUCAAACAGCGAUUCCCUGGACUUCCACAAUCUGCACUAGAUAUAAGCAAGAUCCAAUACAACAAGGAUGUAGGACAGGCUAUUCUAGAAAGCUACUCAAGAAUAAUAGAAAGCUUGGCAUUCACAGUUCUGUCUAGGAUUGAAGAUGUUCUGUACGCGGACUCCUUAACGCAAACCCCAAAAUCAGAAUCAGAUGAGAAGUCGGAGAAUGAGAAAGGAGAUGAAGACAGUGACAAGUGGGGCGCUAGCGAGACACUAACACCAACAUCAAUGACACUCUCAGAUUUCAUGGGAUGGAACGUGGACAAGGGAGAGAACAACUCUAAGAGAUACAAUGCAGACUGCCUCUUCAAGGGUGAUCACGAAAAGAUCAUGCUCAAACCUAUUAUGACCAUGAAGAAAUUUUCCUACUUAGAGAAACUUGAGAAUUUGAGUGGAUUAAGAAGUCCAACGGCUCGACAUUAAUAUCAAAAGAAGACGAGGCAAACAAAGAAUAUGAAAAGAUGGAAAUCCAAAAAGGACCGGAACAGGAAGAUAAACAUAGAGAAAUGGUAGUUUAGAGAGCUUGAUUUAUCAAAUGUAGAUAACAAACAACCCUUUAGGAGUCUGUUUUAGUAACUUACUAGUUGUUAUAUUGUUCUUCCUCGCAACUGCAGCAGUAUAGGGAAGUUCCAGUAUGUUAACUAUUGAGUUCUAUGCAUUUGACACCUGCUUUCUGGAUUUGUUAAGACCAAACCUUGUGACAUAUCCAAUUUUAGAUUCUUCCUUCCACGCUUUAUCUUGGGUUGAUUUGGUCAUGCAAAUUGCAAUGUUUGAACAAAAAUGAAGCCAACCAUCCAUAUGCCUUAGCAUGGGAUUGGAUAUAA
Ricinus communis (castor bean) is the source of this 2283-nucleotide messenger RNA. RefSeq names its product rho guanine nucleotide exchange factor 8. The record is from RefSeq and is a predicted model, not a curated record. NCBI's taxonomy places the organism in Eukaryota, Viridiplantae, Streptophyta, Magnoliopsida, Malpighiales, Euphorbiaceae. The transcript is spliced from 7 exons. Bases 254 to 1882 code for a protein of 542 amino acids. Gene Ontology annotation, molecular function: guanyl-nucleotide exchange factor activity.